AGUUUCGUGAAAAUGUCGCACGAAAGUCGUGAUCUUACGUUUUAUUUACAAAUUUAAAGUGAGCAGAAUACAAAUUUAUUAAUUCUAAACAGAAAAAUAAAAUUAAAAAAAAAUCUCUUUUUGGAAAUGGCCGAUUCUGAAAAAAAGAAAGAAAUUUCUUCUGCUGCUGGGCUCUUUAGCCAUUCUUUUGGUGGAAAUCUCUCAUUUGAUAAUGUUCCAAGAAUAUUUACCCCUGUUCCAUUACCAGUAUCUUCACAUCAACCAGUUCAUAACAGUGUUGCAAACAGUGUUAGUGUUCAUCAAGAAACUUUAAUAUUACCCUUUUUAUCAAAUGCUAAUCAAAAACAAGCCUUUCAAUCACCAAUAUCAACACCACAUAUACUUGAAACUGCUGCACCACCACCAGGAUUGGAUAUAUCAGCACUUUUAAAUUCUCAAGUACAAACAUCACAGCAUCUUCAUUCUUCUGGUUUAAGUACAUUAACCCACCCAUCAGGACUUCAAUCAUUAUCUCCAUCUGGACCUAGACCAUCAGCACUUAUAAAGCCACAAACUAUAAUACCUCCACCUGGAGUACAAAUGUCAUCUUCAUUAAAGCAUCCAAUUGUAUCUUCAUCUUUAUUGCCAGACACAUCAGGAUCUUUACUAUCUGAUUUGUCACCUUCAAAGUUACCUAACAGUAACAAUGCUUUUUCAUCAACAACGGUUACUACAGAUUCUCAAAGUAUGUCAAGUCAUCUAUUUGGCGUGAAGCAGACAAGUUCAGACACAAAGCCUAUAGUUAAUCAAAAUUCUUCUAACCCAAUAAACAAAAAUAAUUCUGACCCAAUAACGAUUGAAUCUACGGGAAGCAUUUCUUAUUUUUCUCCAGUUGUUCCACACUGGUUUUAUUUUAAUAAAUCUUGGAUACCAUUUUCAUUUUAUGAUUCAAAAAAUCUAGAGGAGGCGUUCUUGCAACAAAUACCAAAUAAGAUUGUUACUACAGAUGGUGGGCGUUUUGACGUUGAUAUAUCUACUCUUCAUCGCAUUGCUAUAUACUGGAGUGAAGCAAAAUGUGAGGUUCGAAGAUGCUCAUGGUUUUAUAAAGAAGAGAGCCAGUUAAUUCCUUACAACACACAUAUUUCUAAUGUUUUAGAGAUGGAAUAUGCUAAAAUGAUUCGUAAUGGAAUUUACAAUGUUAGGGUUGAUAUUGCACCAAAUGUCUUUGUGUUGUUUCACAAUCCUAAUGUGCUUGUUCAAUAUGUGUCAGAUGUUGAACAUGUUGACUGGACUGGUGCUGAUGCAAAAGUGCGACCAAAAGUUGUUCAACGAGGUGUUGGUGAAUUGCAAGAGACUAUUCAGCAAGGUGAGACAAAAGAAGUUGAUCAUUUAGUAUUUGUUGUUCAUGGUAUUGGUCCUGUUGCUGAUUUAAAAAUGCGUUCUAUUGUUGAGUGUGUUGAAGAUUUCCGCAGAAUCAGCUUGGAUUUGACUUUAACUCAUGGGUUUACUAAUAAUGGAAAUGCAGCUCGCCGAGUUGAGUUCAUUCCAGUUCAAUGGCAUUCUUGUUUAAGAAAUGACCUACAUGGAGUAGACAGCCAAUUGAAGAAGCUCUCUUUACCAAGUAUUAGCAAAUUACGUAACUUUACAAAUGAAACUUUAACAGAUAUUUUGUUUUAUACAAGCCCUAUGUACUGUCAGACAAUAUGUGACACAAUAAUCAAUGAGAUGAAUCGCUUAUAUGCAUUGUUUUUAUCUCGAACACCUACAUUUAAUGGAAAAAUUUGUGUUGCUGGUCAUAGCUUAGGUUCUUGCAUUCUCUUUGAUAUUCUCGCUAACCAGAAUUUCGAUUCAUUACCAGUUAAUCAUCUACCUGAUGAAGAUUUUGAAGUACAAUCUCAAGUUAGAUCUAUUGUACCUCUAAUAACACAGUAUACUGGGAAAAAGUUUCGAUCUGUUAAUGAAAUUCUUACUCAUCUUAAUUUGUUGCAUCUAGAAUCUAUAUUUAUUAAGGAGCAGAUGGAUACAGAAACUCUUCUUUUAUGCACAGACUCUGAUUUAAAAGAUCUUGGUAUUCAAUUUGGUCCUCGAAAAAAGUUAAUGUUGUACCUUAAAGACAUGACAAAUGAUCACCAGGAAACAAGCACCACAAAGUCUGAAGCAAUUCAAAUGUUAAAUCGUGGAACUCAGACACCUGUAAGCACAAAUAAGAACAAUAAGAAAAGUUUACAAAUGGCAUAUCAUAAGGGUACAGCUGGAACUGGUCAACCAUUAGUUCAGUACUCAAAGUUAGAAUUUAUAACUGACAGUCUCUUUGCAUUGGGUUCACCAUUAGGAUUAUUUUUAACAUGCAGAGGGGUGACCUCUAUUGGUCAAAAUUACAAGCUGCCAAACUGCAAUCAUUUUCUCAAUAUUUUUCAUCCGUUUGAUCCUGUGGUUUAUCGUUUGGAGCCAUUAAUAAAUGAAAAUAUUGAUUUACCUCCAGUGCUCAUACCUCACCAUAAAGGAAGAAAAAGAAUUCAUUUAGAAAUUAAAGAGAACUUAGCUCGUGUUGGGGUCAAUCUGAAAACCGGACUUCUGGACGCUGUAAGUCGUACAUGGUCCUCUAUUAAUGAAUUUGCUCGUGCUCAUACCUCUCAAUACCAACAACAACAGCAACAAAGUCAAAUGGUUUCUCAAGAUGAUUUGAGCAGUGCCGUCCACGAAUCUCAUGAAGAUGAUGAGCAAUUAAAAAGAGAGAAAACUUUUAAUUUUGGUUUGAUCAAUGGUGGUAAACGUGUCGAUUAUGUUCUUCAAGAACGUCCUUUAGAGAUGUUAAAUGAAUACUUGUUUGCAUUAAGCAGCCAUGCUUGCUAUUGGACUUCAGAAGAUACAGCUUUACUUCUUCUCAAUCAUAUUUAUAGCAAAUAAUUAAAGACGUGUUUUUAAAAAACAUAUAAAACAAAGGUUUACUGGGAAAGUUUGUUAAAUAAUGAAGAAACUAAAGAUUUUACGAAGAUAUCUUUAUGGUUUCCUUUUUUAGAUUUUGUUUGUUUAUUUGCGAGUAUUAAGUUUUUACUGUUCAAAGUCAUGUAUCUCGUUUACCGUCAUUUAAUCGUAAUACUGUUUACAGUGAUUUAUCCGUUUUUCUUUUGCCGUCGUUCGUUUAUUAAUCGUUUACUGUUAUUCAUAUACUUGUUGUAUAAUAUGUUUUUAUAUUGCUUACUUACGGUGUAUCCGCUUGAUGUUUACCAACGCUUAUUUGUUUGUCAUUAA
Hydra vulgaris (swiftwater hydra) is the source of this 3231-nucleotide messenger RNA. RefSeq names its product SEC23-interacting protein. Gene Ontology annotation, cellular component: cytoplasm. Gene Ontology annotation, molecular function: glycerophospholipase activity; metal ion binding; protein binding. Lineage: Eukaryota; Metazoa; Cnidaria; Hydrozoa; Anthoathecata; Hydridae. The record is from RefSeq and is a predicted model, not a curated record.